GAAAGUUGGUAAGCGGAAGUUGUGGUUAGCUUGUCUUGCGUCAGACUGCUCCUCUCCGCCGAGACAACAACAGCAAGAGAAAACCCACGAACCUGGCGAAUAAAGACACACGAAAAUCAUCUUAAUAGGAAUAUUUUGAACUGCGACGACAUUAUCGGAGAGGUUGCUCUAAACUGCUGCAACUCAACAUGGGCCGUAUCUUCUUGGAUCACAUUGGUGGGAGCCGCCUCUUCUCCUGUGCCAACUGUGACACCAUCCUGACCAACCGCGCUGAGCUCAUCUCCACCCGCUUCACCGGGGCCACAGGACGAGCCUUCCUGUUCAACAAGGUUGUGAAUCUACAGCACAGCGAAGUGCAAGACAGAGUCAUGCUGACGGGCAGACACAUGGUACGGGAUGUCAGCUGCAAGAAUUGCAACAGCAAACUGGGCUGGAUAUACGAGUUUGCUACAGAGGACAGCCAGCGCUACAAAGAGGGCCGUGUCAUCCUAGAGAGGGCGCUAGUGAGGGAGAGUGAGGGCUUCGAGCACAUCCCCUCUGACAGCUCCUGAAUCCAUGUUUGUCUUUACAUACCACAGCUUUGUGCCAGCAACAGCGCAUGGACUAGCACUGAGCGCCUGCCAUUCGUGAAUAUGAUGUAACUACAGCAAAAUAAAAUCGCUGGCUACAAAUUGGUAGAAGCGGGUAGUUCUGAGAAGGAGUCAUGCACAUUUUCCCCUAAAUUUACAACAGAAGGUGACAAUGCAUGAGGAUUUACCCUUAAGAGGAAACAUUCCAUUGUCUCUCCUCUACUCUCAAAUUGCCCACAUUUACGAUGCAUGUCCACUGGACUGGGGUGUGGGUAAAAUAAAAUGUGCAGGUGCUGCAGACCUAUGGCUGCUGUCAGGGGGAGAGAAUGCCCUCCUGCCCUGGGACAAGAGGUUUAGUUAGAUGGACAGAUGGUUUAGCCUCAUGUAGGGAUUGAUUAACCAUCAACUGGUUUUGGUGGAUACUCAAUCUUGGCAGGAGACUGGGAUAGUUCUCAUUAUUCACUCUUAGUUAGUGAGUCAGAAAAUCUCAGCUAUUGCACCAAGUGUUCAGCGUGACAGUAUACAAUUCUAGGAUCUUUUAUUUAAGUACUAAGUUAUUUUUCUGUACAAUUGCACCAGUUUUUUGUAGAAAGAACAUUUACUGAAAGUGAACGUAAUAAUUAAUCAUUAAAGAUAGUUUUAAAAUGUUCCUUUAUAUUAAAGAAUCAUAUCAUAUUAUUGAUGCUGUUAUAAAGAAGAUAGAUGGCAAUAUAGGCCUAUAAAGUAUUCAAGCAUCUCCAUUUUGGUUUAACCCUGUGACAGAUGGAUGACAAAAUAGACCAAACUACCUUUUACAGUGUUUGAACAGAAGCUAAUUUUUGUCUUUUGCUGCAGGCCGAUUCUUCCAGCCACCUGCUUUGAUUGAUCUUAUUGCCUUUGGUUGACUGUAUUUUCAUGCUAUUUAUUUUUCAUUCAUGCCAAGCUUUAUUGAUAGCAACUAAUUUGAAACAAAUUGUGGUCAUGUUUGUUCGAUUUUUAUUGGAAAAAAAAUAAAUUUAGUCCUUGAAGAA
Messenger RNA from Myripristis murdjan (pinecone soldierfish), 1579 nucleotides. RefSeq names its product protein yippee-like 5. The record is from RefSeq and is a predicted model, not a curated record. NCBI's taxonomy places the organism in Eukaryota, Metazoa, Chordata, Actinopteri, Holocentriformes, Holocentridae. The transcript is spliced from 3 exons. Bases 189 to 551 code for a protein of 120 amino acids.